Galleria mellonella (greater wax moth) is the source of this 6378-nucleotide messenger RNA. RefSeq names its product patched domain-containing protein 3-like. NCBI's taxonomy places the organism in Eukaryota, Metazoa, Arthropoda, Insecta, Lepidoptera, Pyralidae. Gene Ontology annotation, cellular component: membrane. The record is from RefSeq and is a predicted model, not a curated record. The coding region runs from base 441 to 3272 and encodes 943 amino acids. The transcript has a single exon.
UUUUUAAUUGUCAAUGCAUUUACUGCCUUUCAUUCUUUUCUUUCACUACUAUUUUAGUACAACAGAAUAAAUGAAGGUACUCACGUAUAAACUACUUUAGAAUUCAGUAGUUAAUUUACAUACGUAAGUACAAUAUUUAUACAAUGCAAAUGUAGUUCUAUAAAUAUAUAAAGCGUUUAUCAAGUACAAAUUGAAUAAUUGUUACUUAGGCGAAGUCAGAGUGUCCGAGAUAAUUCCGCCGAUAUCGUAUCAGUCGCUGUUCAUAGCAGCCUCAGGCGGCACGUUUAACGCGCCUAUAUUUGACAUCCAUACAGUUUAUUUUUAUAACUUUCAUUUGUAUUUUGUUAGUUAUGUGACAAAGUGACAAUUUCAAUUAAUGGUAAAGUAAAAUAUUAUAGUGACUGAAGAUUUUACAAUUUUAUUAUUUUAUAUUAUGAAACAUGCCUACUAAGAAGAUCAAGUCUCCUCAGCAAAUAUGGGAGUAUGGUUCUUCAACCCUGGUUCAUUUCACAGAGAGGAUAUUUUUUACUCUUGGAGUGCUAGUUGCAAGAAACCCAUGGAAAACAAUAACAGUAACAUGGUGUUUUAUGCUAUUGAGUUGCAUUGGUCUAAUGAAAUUUUACAUAGAAAAAAAUCCAAUGAAAUUAUGGGUGCCACCAGAUUCUGAUUUUUAUUAUGACACCAAUUGGUACAUUGAUAAGUUUCAAACAAACUUUAGACUUCAAAAUGUAAUUAUCACUGCAGAUGAUGUGCUGGACCCAAAGGUUUUACAAAUUAUUAUGAAUAUUACCAGAGAAUUAAAUUCUCUUCAAAUUUCAUAUCAAAAUAAAAAUUAUAGUAUACUAGAUUUGUGUUAUGCAGUGCCAAUUGUUGAUAUAUAUGGUGCAAACAGUGAAACAAAAUCUGCAGAGUCUACCGCUGUAAUGGAUAGUGCUAAUAAAAACAGUACAAACCGUGAUGAUGAUUUUAAGGAUCCUAAUUUGUGGAUUGGUGAUAUGUUUUAUUGUAGUUUUAUAGAAAACUUUAAUUCAGUGUGUCUUCAGCACAACAUUGUAGAUUUAUGGAAAAAUGAUAUCAAUUUAAUACAUAAUACCACCAAAUAUGACAUUGUAAGGAAAGUAAAUCAAAUAACUAAAAAUCCUGUCACAGGGCAUCCUAUGAACUACACUAAACUAUUAGGUGGAAUUGAGCAUGAUGAGACUGGGGAUAUAGUGUCUGCUAAAUCUAUUAUGUUAACAUGGUUCACUCUUGUGAACAUGUCUGCUGUUGAUAUCAACGAAGUUGGUAAUUUAGUUGGUACUGAAGAUUGGGUUUCAAUACCACUGGCAAUGUGGGAGUUAAAAUUUAUAGAAUUAAUGCAUAGUUUCUCUCAAAAUUUAACUGACAUUAACUUGUAUUAUGAAGCUGGAAGAAGUUUUGCCGAUAUUAGUGGUGAGGCUAUGUUUAAAGAAAUUGACAAAUUGUUUUUAGGAAUUAUAUUAAUGUUCUUGUAUAUACAAUUUGCAUUGUCGCGAUUUAAUUGGUUAGAAAUCAGGCUAACUUUGGGCAGUGUUGGACUUCUUUGUAUAGGUAUGGCAUAUAUUACUACAGUAAGUUGGUGUUCUAUAUUCGGCAUAUCAUUUGGUCCAGUGCAUUCAUCUCUGCCAUUUCUACUGAUGGGACUUGGUAUAGAUGAUAUGUUUGUUAUGUAUGCAUCUUGGAAAAACUUAUCUGAGAGUGAAUCUAAAAAAAGUCUUCCUAUUAGAGUUGGUUUAAUGCUAGAACAUGCUGGUGUGUCAAUAGUAAUCACUUCUUUUACUGAUAUAGUUGCUCUUCUUAUAGGAGCUAUUACUAUUUUACCAUCCUUAAAAUCUUUCUGCAUAUAUGCUGCUGUUGGUGUCUUUUUUAUAUUUUGUUAUUCUGUUACAUUCUAUGUUGCUAUUUUUACUUUAGAUAUAAGAAGGAUACAGGAUAAUAGAAAUGGUAUACUGUUCUGUUACAAGCAUUCCAAAGACAUUUCUAUUUCUAAAAAAGAAACAAUAUUUCAUAGAUUGCUUACAAAAUUUUAUCAAAAUGUAAUUUUUACUUCUGCUGGAAGAACACUUAUUAUUUUAUUUGUAUUAGUGAUGACUGGAUUUAGCACAAGUGCACUAUUUCAAUUAGAGCAAAGGUUUGAUCCAAAAUGGUUUAUCCCUGAUGAUACUUAUUAUAAGGAUUAUCUUAAUACAUAUGAUAAUUAUUACCCAGAUGAAGGGUAUUUAUCAAUGGUAUUUCUUGGCGAAAUGAAUUAUCAUUACGAAUUUCCAAAUUUAUAUAAAAUAGCACAUGAAUUAAGGAACCAAUCCUACAUUGACAAUAUUUUGUCUUGGAUAGAUUCAUUUCACAGAUAUGUUUUAAGGAAUUUCAAUCGGGAUUUAAUGAAUGUAACGUCAGUUACAAGUGAAGAAUUCGACCAAUUUUUAUCAAAAUUUUUAUAUAGUUCGGUGGGCGGGCAAUUUCAGCUAAACUUUAGGUUCGCUGAACCUCUUCGCUGUGGAUUCCCGACAUCAAACAUAACAGCAUCUUCUAUGCAGUUUAAAUUCCAAAGAUUUAAUGGACCUGAGGAAUACAUACCGGCUAUGAACCACGUGAAAAAUAUUGUAAAAUCUACUUCGAUCUCAACGGGCGACGGUUAUCGGAGCGUAUGGUCUAAAGUGUUCGCAAAUUGGGUUACUGAUGAAAUAAUAGCGACUGAAGUGGAAAGGAAUAUAGAAUUGGCCUUACUUUGUGUCAUGGUUUGUACUAUAAUUUUAAUAACAAAUUUACAAAUGUGUUUCUGGAUAUUUCUUUGCGUGUUAAUAACAAUUGUGAACGUUUUGGGGUGGAUGCAAAGGUGGGGCAUGACUGUAGACAUAGUUUGCUGUAUUGGCCUUGAACUUGCAAUAGGCUUAUGUGUAGAUUAUGCAGCUCAUAUCGGUCACACAUUCUUGGUUACUGCAGAUGGUGAUAGAACUACUAGAGCAAUGAAAACGGUUACAUCUAUCGGUACGGCAGUGUUACUAGGUGGCGGUUCGACUUUCUUAUCAUUAUCUAUUCUUAGUAUGUCCAAAACUUACACAUUCCAGUCAUUUUUCAAAAUAUUCUUAUUAGUUAUAGUAUUUGGACUUUUUAAUGGUUUGUUAUUCCUUCCAGUGGUUUUGUCAUUGGUAGGGCCAGCCGCGUAUAGAAGUCAAAAGGAAUCCAAAAUUACGAGCGAGAGUAUCGAACUUAAUGGUAAACAACAAAUUGAAGAAAAACCGACAGACGAUGGUUAACCAUAUUAUUUGAUAUUUUUAAAUUACAAUAAUAAAUCGCUCUGAGUAAUCUAAGUCAACAAUAAUUCUUAGUUAAUUAUUGUUCAAAAGACUAGCUGUAUCAUAUUAAAUUAAUAAUUUUUAAAGUGACUUUUUCAAUUUCGUUAUAUUUUGGGAAUAGGCAAAAAAAUAAUCAUUAGUUCUUUAAAAAGAAGGCAAUCUCAGUUAUAUAUUUAUAGUAUGUACUUAUGAUUAUUGUAAUUUUCCAUUAUCUUUUAACGAUUAUUUGUAAAAUUCAUGAAUAGCAUAUAUCUAUCAACGUAUAAUAACGAUUUAUUUGUUAAAUAGUACAAGAGAAUCUCUUGGAUUCCUUAUCGGAAGAUAUGCGUCAACUAGUGGGAUUUAUAAUGCUCGAUUAAUCUAUUAACUGAUAUGGAGAAUGAAAAGUUUUAAGUUAUCGACACUAAUGUACAUAUACACAUUAUAGUUACAAAUAAAAUUUCAACAACUUAGAUUUUAGAAUUUAAAAUUCAAGAGGUAUAUAUCUCUAGGGUAUAUGUAGUAUAUCUCUAAAUCUUAGGGUAUAAUAAUUUAAUCUUUCUAUCAAUCUUUUAUGAGGGAGACUGUCAUUCGUUAUUGUUGCAUGUUUGUAUUAUUUCACUAAACAGCAAAGAUUUAUGCUCGAUUAUAUAAUUUGGUUGAAAUUAAAAUCAUUCUAAACAUGGCUGAUUUAGGUUUUCAUGCCACCCAAUUAAUUUUGGUGAAUACUACCAUGUACUGCCAUAAGAUAAUGUAUAAAAAAUAAUGUAUAUGUUAUUAUUAUAUAUUUCACUUUGUCUUAAUGAUUCUUAACAUAAUUUCAGAUUAUGCAUUUUAAUUACUGCUGUAUUAGAAUACCUACAUGCCAUGAUUGAGGCGCAUAAUUACUUUAUAAGAUAUAAUUUUGUCCUCUGUCUUAUAAGAUUAUCUGACAGAAACCAUUUUUAUUAAACAAGAAGACCUCGUUAAUUACAAUAAUAAUAAUAAUUGCUAUAAUUAACACGCCUUAAUCACGCUUAUCUGUAUUUUUUAUAAAUUAUUGUUAAACAUUAAUGUGUUAUUGUAGAAUAGAGUAUAAUAGGACAUUUGAAUUAUUUAUAAUUAUCAUCGCUUUUCAUUAUCUCAGAUAAAUCUUUACUAAUAUUUCAAAUGUGAACGUCUUGGCUCGUUGAUAUUUUAUAACUAUUAAUCUAGACCUUUCUAAAUCUAGAGAAGUCACUAAGAAAGAAUUUAAAUACUUUUUAAAAACAUACAUAAAACUUAAUAUGCAUCUUAGAUAAAUUAAUCAAUGUAAAACCAAUCGUAAAAUUAGGUACAUUGUAAAUUUUAUGGUCGUAGAUACUAAAUUUAUAUUACGUUACUAACUACAUCCAUUAUCCAGAGGUAAUCUUUUCUUAAUAUACGUUCAUACAUUGUAACAAAUUAAUAUUUCACAUAUAUGUAAGUGAAAAUAUAAACAUUGCGUAAAAUUUUGCAUCACAUCCCUAUUGACUAACUCUUAACGGUAAGAUGAAAUAACAUCGAACUACUAUGUACUAAACAUUAUUUCUAACUGUAACAAAAUUUCAUAAAAUGCUUAUAGUACCUAUUUGUUUAAAAAUCAACAUUGACCCAUAUUCUUAUAUCCCAAAACUUGCUACACAGCUCCCUCUGCCUAAUUAGUAUUACAAAAGUAUUUUUUAUCCCGAACCAACUGUCCUUUUCGUUGAAUAUUCCAAUGAAAUUACAAGCUACGAGGACAUAUUAGUUCCCAGGAAUGACAACACAAGAUUACCAGGGAUAUCAUAAUAUACUUGUUUGAAGAAGUCUGUUUUGUUGUAGCAUAUAGAAGACUGUUAUCACUAUUCAUCAGUGAGUCGUCACAUUGUUUGCCAUUUCAAUUCUUGUAAAAUUGUUUAACUGCAUAAAAUAUUAGGUAGGUAACCUAUGUAAAAAUAUGACCAUUACAACUUACUUAAAAUUUAUGAAUUAUACAGCCAUUUCAAUGAUUAUAAAUAAAGACCAAUAUCUGUGUAUUCGAAAAAAUAAUUUAUAAUUAAUGUAAAACUAUUAAAAUAAACAUUUAAGAUUUCGCAUUUACAUGGAUAAGCACAUAAUUAUCCUAGCAUCAAUCACAAUGUACCAACUCAUUGUAGUACCAUGAUAAUCUCUGUCUAUUAUUCAACAAUGUAUGUGUCGAUCUUAUGGCGACAACUCUGUCACAGAACAUAUAGCUAAUAACGGUAUAUUUAAUUACCUACAUUGUAUACUUUGUUUUAUGCUAGAUAUCCUUCUAGAUUCGUACCAUUUUUGCUCAGCUAGAAGUUAUUUAUAUCUACAAGUAUAAACAGAAUUAUAUUGGUAAAUACAAUUUUUUUUGUAGUUGACAUAUUAAAUAUCUUCACUGGAUACCUAUAUCUAGUGUUAGUUUUUUAGUACUGUUUGUUAUACUGUGGUAUUUUUUUUUUAAUGGGAUGAAAAUAGAGUGGUAACUGAAAAUACAGGGUUGAACUUCAUUCGGUCUCCACUAGAUAACAUUGUGGAUAACUCCAGGAUACAUGAUGAACUCUGACCUGCCUUUUCAUUCUCACCUAUCAUCCCCGCCAGUGUAUAUAGUUAGCGCAGGAGGGGUUACCAUUCCAUUAUAUUAUUAUUAAAAAAAAAGUACGGUACUCAGACAUACUGUCACAGCAUAGAAUGGCAACGCGUGAGGGAUGACACUGUAUUGUGUAAUGUUCAUAGUGCACUUCUUACCUGCAGGCCACCAUUACUACUUGUCAACUGUUGAGCCGUCCAAUGAUUUGCCAUAUCCAGUUGCUUAAAAAAGAAUUAUAAUAUCAAUUAAAUAGUCCUUUUCAAGAUUUCGUACCAAAAACGUACAAACUACUAAUGCUAUCAAUUUGAAAUUUUGAACACUUUUACAUAAGUACAUACUAUAAUAUUGAUCUACACAUAUUGCAAUGGAAAUAAUUAAAAAAUAUUUUUAUUUUCUAUGCUAGGGAGUCCAAAACGUAUAUCCAAAAUUUAAAAAUUGACCUACUCGUCCAAGUAGUGUAUCAUUAGAAAAGGCUUUAUUUGCAUAUUUUAAAACUGUUUUUUUAUUUUUAUG